Toxorhynchites rutilus septentrionalis is the source of this 1171-nucleotide messenger RNA. Its product is annotated as general vesicular transport factor p115-like. The coding region runs from base 197 to 988 and encodes 263 amino acids. Lineage: Eukaryota; Metazoa; Arthropoda; Insecta; Diptera; Culicidae. Gene Ontology annotation, biological process: membrane fusion; intracellular protein transport; transcytosis. The transcript is spliced from 2 exons. Gene Ontology annotation, cellular component: endoplasmic reticulum; Golgi stack; ER to Golgi transport vesicle membrane. The record is from RefSeq and is a predicted model, not a curated record.
UACAAAAUGGUCUGUAACGAAAAUGAAAUCUGACAUCCCUACCAACAACCGAAGGAACGAACCGUACAGAAUACCAAUCCCAAAAUACCAAUACACCUUCUUGAAACCACAUCACUUUUGCAAGUGUCGAAACAGUGCCGAAAUUAUUGACGUGUAGAACAAGUGAGUGCUUCGACACUACUCGAGGAUCGCCGCGAUGCUUGCAGAGCGCUCAGGGCUCUUUCGAAAAAAAUAUCGCGUGGAAGUGAGAGCCCAAGGUAUGCACGCUCUUCUCCAAGUCAUGGAAAUGGAUAGAGCCGAUCCGGAGAUAAUUGGGUACUGCUUGGACACCCUCUGUCAUAUCACUUCUCAGGAACAGUUCGAAGAAGACAACCCGGACAACCCAAGCGUGACGGUCAACAUAGGAGAACAAUUUACGGAGAUGUUCCUCAAGUCGAACGAGAAUGUGAGCUUGAUUUUGAAUUCUCUGGAAGAGUACGAUUUUUGGGUUCGCUGGUCGGCUAUUAAGUUGUUGACCAGUUUGUUAGCAAACAAAACGAAGGACAUACAGGAAAUCGUUCUUGUUAGCCCAAUGGACGUUUCCAAGUUGAUGGAUUUGCUGGUUGACAGCCGAGAAGUUAUUAGAAAUGAUGUAUUGCUACUGUUGAUACAGCUUACCAAAGGAAACGCAAACAUCCAAAAAAUUGUAGCUUUUGAAAAUGCUUUUGAUCGAUUGUUUGAUGUUAUCAAGGAGGAAGGAUGCGCAGAUGGUGGAAUUGUCGUGGAGGAUUGUUUAUUUCUGAUGAUGAACUUGCUUAAAAACAUUCCCAGUAAUCAGCAGUUCUUCAAAGAAGGAUCCUACAUCCAGCGGUUGGCGCCAAUGUUUGUUAUUUCACAGGUUUCGUCACUAACUUCCGGUCAACUUUUGUGCGGGGGACUGUUCAGCAACCAUCCGCUCUCCAAUUGGUUCUCGGCUGUUUCUUUAGCGCAUGCCCUCAUUGUUAGUUAAGCGAGAAGGUAAUCAUGUUGAGUUCAAUGGCCGAGUAUUGGCUAACAUCAAUUCAACCGUACGAUAGUAUGAUAAGGAUUUGCGACAUGAAUGUAGCCAUUGUAAUAUCGUGUUGGCAUUAUAUUGUAGAACCAAUGGUAAACUAGAUUAAUGUUCUUUUUCGAACAGGCGACUUCAUUUUGG